AUAAGUUUUUAAAAUCAAACUUAUAGUUCAUAGUAUGUGAAAAUCAAAGGAUGCCAGCUUUCCAACGGUACUAUUUGCACUCGCAACGUGGGAAGUCCUCAUUUCAAACAUUUGCUUAUAAUAAAUGGCACGGAAGCAACUACUCACAUUCCGGUUAUUCAAAGAGAUCGCUUCCAAGAACCACUUACGGAAUUUGUAAAUUAAUUUGGAGAACUCUACGGCAAGGAGAGUGAUAAUGAUUAUCUGAGUGCCGUUUCUAAAUUUUCACUGCAAAUGAACGUGCAAACCCACAGACCCAUUCUGUAGUUUAAGAAAAUCUCACGUCAACAAAACCACUGGAAAACAGCCGUAAACAAAGAUAUGCUUUUAUUUAAUGAAUAAUUCGAUUCCAUUCGAUUCUAUUUCGUUAUGAAAAGUGAAUUGACAGGAGUGUCGAAACCACCAGCGGAAAGUAAAUGAUGAAUCAUUUGCCGUCUACAUCUUCACCGCAAAUGCACAAAUGCAGGUCCGCUUUACAUAACGGACACAUUUGCCAUUACCAUCCAAUUUAAUUGGAGGGCUUCAAAGGCCGCAAGUUCUGAGACACCAUCUGUGAUUUAGCUAAAAACUUAGUCAACACAAGUUUUCAUUGAACUUUCCAACUAAAUUCAAUAUGAGCGUGUAGAUAUGGAGCGAGUUAUACUGAUAGCAACUUGCAAUUGGUAAAUUGACCCCCUUAUCUCUUUUGGGUCGAGUAUAGUAUAAUGCCGGAUGAGCAAUUUUAAGCAAAGUAUAAUCCUUCGUAGAAUGUGUUAAAAUCAAUAGAGAUGAGCCAAAAAGCGAGCACCGUGAAGUUAAAGUGGAAUCUUCAUCUGAUUUUUAAUAGAAUUUUUUUUUUUUUUUGCGUUGCCAAGCAUUUGGACAGGCCCACCUGAGAGAGGCCAGCAAUACGCACACACACGGAUGCAUUAAAAGAGCCAUAUUUACGCAAAUACAACUACGGCAGUAACGAAGAAUUUCUGGGUGUUAUUUUAUCAUUUUUCCCACAUGCAAAAACCCGAUUGCAGAAGAGGCAAAAUUACGAAAAAAACCAAAGUUCCCUGCUUACCGCUACAAAAUUAUCUACAUGCAGAUGAGACGAAUUUUUCCACUUGUAUACGAAUAUGGCAUGGAUAUGGAAUUUUGAUGAAAUGAUUGGGAUGCUUAGAAUACAAAAUAAAGCAACAGCGCCCUCUGGGCCUAUCUCAAACUCUUACGCCUUACCAAGAAAUAUGAACGUGAGAAUCUCACCAUUGCGGACAUCUUCCAGAUGCAGGUCAAACAGAAUCCAAAUAAGAAUGCAAUCAUCAGCGACACACAGAAGUGGACUUUCCGCCAGUUGGAUGAGUUUUCCAACCGUGUAGCGAAUCUAUUUCAUGCACAAGGCUUCCGUAAAGGCGAUGUUGUCGGCUUAUUGUUAGAGAAUCGUGCCGAAUUCGUUGGUAUUUGGUUGGGUCUGUCGAAAAUUGGCGUAAUCACACCACUAAUCAAUACCAACCAACGUGGUCCAUCACUCUUGCAUAGCAUCAACGUAGCGCAUUGCAAGUCAUUGAUUUUCGGUGAAGGUUUUACCGCCGCCAUGGAGGAAGUAUUCAAAGAUAUGCCAUCCCAUGUGACACUCUAUCAAUUUAACGAUGAAGCCAAUAAGAAAGUGAUCGAAUCCGCGAAGGAUAUGACUACUUUGCUGGAGACAGCUGAAAAGCGCAAGGUAGCUGCAACGGCGGAGCGUGCCAACCAUCAUGACCGUCUCGUCUACAUUUACACGUCGGGUACGACAGGUUUGCCCAAGGCGGCAGUGAUCUCACACGCGCGCUACCUCUUCAUUGCGGCUGGCAUUAACUACACAAUGGGCUUCCGUCAAGAGGACGUAUUUUAUACACCUCUGCCACUCUACCAUACAGCCGGUGGUAUCAUGAGCAUGGGUCAGUCGCUUUUGUUUGGCUCCACCGUUGCUAUACGCAAGAAGUUCUCGGCCUCAGGAUAUUUUGCUGACUGUGUCAAAUUCGAAGCCACUGUCGGUCAGUACAUCGGUGAGAUGGCGCGCUAUAUACUUGCUACUCCACCAUCGCCGAACGAUCGUGCACAUCAGGUGCGUCUCAUUUUCGGCAACGGUUUGCGUCCACAAAUUUGGCCUCAAUUCGUCGAACGUUUCAAUAUUCCCAAGGUGGGUGAAUUCUAUGGCGCUACUGAAGGCAAUGCAAAUAUUAUGAAUAACGACAGCACUGUUGGUGCGAUUGGCUUUGUCUCACGUAUCCUACCACAAGUAUAUCCUAUAUCGAUCUUACGCGCCGAUUCCGAUACUGGUGAACCCAUACGCGGUCCCGACGGGCUGUGCCAACUGUGUAAACCUAACGAACCUGGCGUUUUUAUCGGCAAAAUUGUUAAGGGCAAUUCGGCACGCGAAUUCCUCGGCUAUGUAGACGAAAAAGCAUCGGCGAAGAAAAUAGUUUGUGAUGUUUUCCGCAAAGGUGACAUGGCUUUCCUCUCAGGCGAUCUAUUGGUUGCCGAUGAGCGUGGUUACUUGUUCUUUAAGGAUCGCACGGGUGAUACAUUCCGUUGGAAGGGAGAGAAUGUGUCGACCAGCGAGGUGGAGGCUCAGGUUAGCAAUGUCGCAGGCUAUAAGGAUACUGUUGUCUAUGGUGUGUCCAUACCACACACAGAAGGGCGUGCCGGCAUGGCUGCUAUUUACGAUCCCAAUCAUGAUGUGGAUUUGGAAUUAUUCGCUGACAAGUUGGCGAAGGUAUUGCCUGCCUAUGCGCGACCUCAAUUUCUGCGCUUCCUAACCAAAAUCGAUAUGACCGGUACGUUUAAGUUGCGCAAAGUCGAUUUGCAGAAGGAAGGCUUCGAUCCAAACAAGAUAAAGGAUACGAUUUACUAUCAAACGCCUAAAGGACGCUAUGAAGUGCUCACACCUGAGAUAUUUGAAAAAAUCAACCGUCAUGAAGUUCGAUUUUAAGCAGCCAAUGGACUGAAAACUGGGUGUGGAAGCACCGUUUUGCGUCGCCUAUGUCAUGAGGUUAUGUUUGCCUGUUUUUUAGGAUCUAAGUAUUUUUCUAUAAAAACAAAACUUGUUACAUUAGUUUAGUACACGCUUUGUUUAGGCGAAGCUUGCCAACUAAAGAAGAUAUGAUACAAUAAUAUAUUUGAAAUAUAUUUUUGUAUGUACAUAUGUAGAAAUUGUUAUCUUGCGCUUAGUUUAAGUUGGUAGAAUUAUAUCGUUUUAGUGUAACUUCUGUAAAUAAAAUUUUUUGGUCAAGUUUCGAAAAUUUUAAUAAUUCUUUGUAUAAGAAAUAAAAAAAAAGAAAUUAUAUUCAUAUAUAUAACUUAAGUUGACUGAGGCUUAAGUAUUUCGAUUUAGCUGAAUUCAUUUAAAAUAUAAGGCGGUUGAGGUUUACGUACCUAAUACUGUUAAAGACUAUUCAUACCUAUUUUUAUGCACAAAUACGAUUGGAAAAAUAAAAUGAUGUGAAGUUUAA
Molecule: messenger RNA, 3494 nt
Organism: Anastrepha ludens (Mexican fruit fly)
Lineage: Eukaryota; Metazoa; Arthropoda; Insecta; Diptera; Tephritidae
Product: long-chain fatty acid transport protein 4-like
Exons: 9
Coding region: 1289-2974 (561 amino acids)
Biological process (GO): triglyceride homeostasis
Cellular component (GO): endoplasmic reticulum
Molecular function (GO): long-chain fatty acid transmembrane transporter activity; long-chain fatty acid-CoA ligase activity
Source: RefSeq, a predicted model, not a curated record